Messenger RNA from Uranotaenia lowii, 1167 nucleotides. RefSeq lists its product as uncharacterized. Bases 126 to 770 code for a protein of 214 amino acids. The transcript has 2 exons. Lineage: Eukaryota; Metazoa; Arthropoda; Insecta; Diptera; Culicidae. The record is from RefSeq and is a predicted model, not a curated record.
AAUCGCAGGACAAUCCAGAUGAGGAAGGAGAAGAAGGGGCUAGAUCUGCGGAUGACCAGGAACCAACUUCCUUGGAAACCGGUUCCGGUGAUCCGGAUCGUGAUUCCUACUCAAAUCCAAUCGAUAUGCUACAAAAUGCUCAGCAAUUGGCGAGCAGUGUUGCCAGCAGUGGAAAACGAUACGUUGGGCCACCAGCUCAAUCGCCAGAUCAUUCAGCAGGACCCGUGCACAAAGCUCAGGGAAGCAUCUCGUCCCAUGGAUCCGGUACAGGCAACAGCCACCAUUACCAAAACGCACAACAAUCUUCGCCAAAUGAGGACAGCUAUUCGAAUCCCAUCGACAUGAUUCGACAACAAAAGUCCGCACCGAAUUUGAAACUUUCAGCCAACGUUCAACGUUUAGUUGAAAAUGGUCGGAAGGAUGACGAUAUCUACGUACUGCCAGUUUCGGAAGAAGGACGAAAUCCUCAACGACCGAAUCAUCUGGAAAUGAGAGGCAUACCCAAUCGAUCCAGCGGUUCCAGGUCCCAGUACACGGAGGAUAAUAUCGCUACCAGGAUCGAUCCAACGUACAACGUCGCUGGCACUAGUCCCGGUAACGUAACAUCGAUGAACACUUCAUCGAUUUCCACGCCUCCAGAUAUUCUUGAAUUUUCCGAUCCCGGAUCAUCUAGUCCAGUGCCACCGUACAUGCCGAUACAAGGAACUCGUCGGAAUAACGCUGCCGACAAUAAGAAGCGAAAAUCAAAAGAACGCUGCGCUCAACAGUAAUCUUCCAUAUUGUCCCAAAAUCCAAACAGUUAGUGGCAUAAAUAAGCGAAAAAAAAAACGUUAAACAUUUAAACACCUGUUCCAUAAUCUCUAUCGUCGUAGCCCGUCACUAAUUAUACAUAUUGUACUACUAGUUAUCGAUUUUUAAACAAUUAAAAUCUUUUAUACAUCGUCAGUAUGAAAGGAAGAUGCCGUCGGCAAUUCGCGAAAACAUAUAAUAAACUCGUUAAACAUGUCUAUAAGACAAUAAAAAAAAGAAUACAUUAAUCUGCAAAAUCAAACUGUAAGUAAACGAUAAUCUUUGAUAUUUAUUGCAAUCGAGUGUAGGAGUGGCCGAUAACUUUUAUACCCGAUAGUCAAAUUGUGAGCAGCCUAUGAACACAAACACAGAUUUACA